Molecule: messenger RNA, 999 nt
Organism: Ustilago hordei
Lineage: Eukaryota; Fungi; Basidiomycota; Ustilaginomycetes; Ustilaginales; Ustilaginaceae
Exons: 1
Coding region: 1-999 (332 amino acids)
Source: RefSeq, a predicted model, not a curated record
AUGUCUUCCAAAGGCAACCUCACCCCCGACCAAAUCUUGCAGUUCCAUCGCGACGGCUACCUCUUGCUACCAUCAUUCUUCGAGCCCGCCCCACUCCUCGCCCGCUCCAAACACCUCAUCUCCACCUUCCCCCUUUCCAACCACCCUCUAACCGCAUUUACCACCUCCGACAACGUUCGAGGCCAAGAAGCCCAUGUCGGCGACCGCUAUUUCCUCGACUCUGGUGAUAAGAUCCACUAUUUCUUCGAACAAGGCGCGCUCGAUCCCACUACCAAAACUCUUCUCGUCCCCAAAGAGAGAGCCAUCAACAAGUGCGGACAUGGUCUGCACAUCCACGAUGAAAUGUUUAAGGAAUUUAGCUUGAGUGAGGGAAUGCAAAAUGUAGCAAAGAUUUUAGGGGUGCAUAAGGAUCCAAAGGUGCUACAGAGUAUGAUUAUCUGUAAACAGCCUAGUAUUGGUGGUGCUGUGCCUAGUCAUAACGAUUCGACGUUUCUUUACACGGACCCGCCCAGUGCGGUUGGCUUCUGGUUUGCUUUAGAAGACUGCACUCUAUCCAACGGGUGUCUUUCUUUCAUGCCCGGUUCGCAUCGGUUUCCCAAGAAAACCAUCCCUCCACCACCCGCCUCUGCCACUUCUCGACCCAUCGAUCCGCACAACGAACAACUCGGAAUCGCUCGAGGAGUCAACAAGCGAUUCGUUAGAAAAGAGCAGGGUAAUCCAGACGCAGGAACAACCUUCCUCCAACUAAGCAACGAAGAAGAAACCAAAUGGAACGAACAAGAAGCAGUCGUAGCAGAGUGUAAGGCGGGGACGUUGGUCUUAAUUCAUGGAAGUGUCUUGCAUAAGAGUGAGAAGAAUUUGAGCGAUAAAAGUAGAUUCAUUUAUACGUUUCAUAUGAUCGAAGGCGACGAGGAGAGGGCAGUGUAUGAUGAGUUGAAUUGGCUGCAGCCGACGGAGGAUCACCCGUUCCCGAGUUUGUUCGGCGGAGGAAAACAGUAA